AUGGAUCUGCAUCAGAGGUUGCAGCUUCGCUCCGACUCGUCGGAUGCGUUUCUUGAACUCAUUGCGAAUCCCUUCAAAUCACAGUUCACCACCAGCUCCAUCUGGGCUUCACUCGGCACAUCCGUCGGUAUCUCCCUGCUCCUCGCUAUCCUCUUCUCCCUCUUCCGACCUCGUCACUCCCUCGUAUACGCUCCCAAGGUCAAACAUGCCGACCGAAAACACGCCCCGCCCCCGGUGGGCAAGGGCUUCUUCUCCUGGAUCAAACCCGUUAUCAGCACCCGAGAGGCGCAGCUGGUGGACACCAUUGGACUGGAUGCGGUUAUCUUUUUGCGCUUCAGCAAGAUGUGUCGCAACAUUUUCAUCUUUAUGAGCAUUAUUGGCUGCGCAGUCAUGAUUCCAGUGAACUUGGCCGAAAGCAAGACCAGCAGUUCCUCAAUCUCCACGUUCGAUCUGAUGACACCCCUCUACGUGACAAAUCCGAUGGCUAUUUGGAGUCAGGUGGCAUGCGCUUGGGCUUUUGAUAUUAUUGUGGUCUACUUUCUCUGGAGGAAUUACCGCGCUGUACGGACCCUGCGGAGACAGUACUUCCAGAGCUCGGAUUACCAGCGGAGUCUUCAUGCGCGAACACUCAUGGUCACCGAUAUCCCUGCCCCAGACCGCUCCGACGAAGGCAUUCUGCGCCUCACCGAUGAAAUUAAUCCCACCGCCGCUUUGCCUCGCGCUGCUAUUGGUCGUAAUGUGAGGGAUCUGCCGCGCAUCAUCAAGGAGCACGAGGACGCCGUGCGAGAGCUGGAGUCUGUACUUGCAAAGUAUCUUAAGCGGCCCGAUAAUUUGCCUGCUAAGCGCCCCCGCAUUCGUCCACCCCGCAGCCAGCGCGACAAGCACCCUGAUGGAAAAGUGGACGCCAUUGAUUACCUGACUGUGCGUAUUCGGGUUCUGGAAGAACAGAUCAAGCAUGGCCGAGCCUCUAUCGACCGUCGCGAUGCACAACCCUAUGGCUUUGCUAGCUGGGCGAAUAUCGAACAUGCGCACGCAGUUGCUUGGACAGCCCGUAAGAAGCACCCUAAGGGCACAACCAUUAGGCUCGCUCCUCGCCCCAGCGAUCUGAUCUGGGAAAAUUUACCUCUUACCAAGGCCUCGCGCAAGUGGAAACGAUUCGCCAACUUCAUCUGGGUUACUGCGCUGACCCUUGUGUGGGUCGUGCCUAACGGUCUGAUCGCUGUUUUCUUGUCCAACUUGUCGAAUUUGGGUCUCGUGUGGCCUGCUUUCAUGACUCAGUUGGAGGCCAACCCAAAUGUUUGGGCUGCUGUUCAAGGUAUUCUGUCACCUGCAGUGACUUCGCUCGUUUAUCUGGUACUGCCGACUAUCUUCCGACGACUUUCAAUUCAGAGUGGCAGCAAGACCAAGACUUCUCGCGAGAGGAAAGUCAUGGGCCAAUUGUAUGCUUUCUUUGUCUUCAACAACUUGAUUGUCUUCUCCCUCUUCUCUGCUGCCUGGACAUUCGUAUCUACUGUGAUCGAGGAUACCGAUAAAAAUGAGACUGCCUGGCAGGCCAUUGUUGACAGUCAGCUCUACGAGAAGUUGGUGAGCGCUUUGUGCAAUGUGUCUCCCUUCUGGAUUACCUACCUCCUGCAGCGUAAUCUGGGUGCGACCAUUGAUCUUGUUCAGAUGAUCAGUUUGUUCUGGGUGUGGUUCUCCAAGACUUUCCUUUCGCCGACACCACGUCAAGCAAUUGAAUGGACUGCGCCUCCUCCCUUCGACUAUGCCAGUUAUUACAACUACUUCCUCUUCUAUGCCACCGUUGCCAUGUGCUUCGCCACUCUGCAGCCAAUCGUGUUGCCAGUGACCGCAUUGUACUUUGGUAUCGAUGCCAUGUUGAAGAAAUACCUGCUCAUGUACGUGUUCGUCACGAAGAAUGAGUCCGCCGGUGCAUUCUGGCGGGUCGUUUUCAACCGCAUGGUCUUUGCAACAAUUCUUGCCAAUGUUAUCAUCGCCCUGGUCGCCUUGUCACAGGGUACUCAGACCAUGGCGUAUUGUGUCAUCCCACUCUUGUUCUUGAUGGUCGGUUUCAAGGUUUACUGCUCGCGGACAUUUGACCCAGACUGCGAGUUCUACAACCGUGCCAAUCUUACCGAUGCAGAGGCUCUCGGCCCUACCAAGAUUGACAAAAAGGCAUCGGACCGCCUCAACGCCAAAUUUGGUCACCCAGCUCUGUACAAACCUCUUAUGACCCCCAUGGUCCACGCCCGUGCAGCCGAAACACUCAAGAAGAUCUAUCAGGGUCGCUUGGAUGGCGGCGAGCAUGUGGGCGAAUACUCCGAUAUCGCCAUGAACCCGAUGCUCCCGUCCGAACCCGGCAAGGCUGCCGAUCCGGCGCCGUUCGAGGUUGUCCCCGAGAACCAUCUGGACUUCUCAUACUACAAGGACCGUCCCGAUUUCCGCGAAGAAUUCGGCGGAGGCAUCUACGGUCGUCCGGAGGACUUGAUGACAGAACGCUCACAGACCCCUCGCAGCACAUUAGGCGGCGAGUGGUCUCCCAGCUCUUCGCGUGCCUCUUCCCCUGCUCCCUCUUUGCCAUCAAUGUCUGCCUUAAGGCUACAUGAUAACUACGAGACGACUGACCCCUCAGGUCUCAUCCAUCCUGCAUUCCGUGUUCCACUUUCGCGGGGCGACAGUGGCAAUGAUGUCGGUGGUGGCUUUUAUCAAAAUGCCAAUGAGAGCGAGACAAGACUUCUCAGCAGUGCGCAGACACCCGCACAGACUGACACCAACCCGCUUGAUCGCUGGCGUGCGGGAGGCAAUGGUUAUGGUCCUGUUGAGCAGCAAACGGAGGAAGAGCAUAAUCCGUACACGUACACUUCGUACGAUGCGUAUCGGGCGCCGCGUUAA
Molecule: messenger RNA, 2889 nt
Organism: Penicillium pulvis
Lineage: Eukaryota; Fungi; Ascomycota; Eurotiomycetes; Eurotiales; Aspergillaceae
Product: putative DUF221 domain protein
Exons: 2
Coding region: 1-2889 (962 amino acids)
Cellular component (GO): plasma membrane
Molecular function (GO): calcium-activated cation channel activity
Source: RefSeq, a predicted model, not a curated record